Molossus molossus (Pallas's mastiff bat) is the source of this 4580-nucleotide messenger RNA. RefSeq names its product xenotropic and polytropic retrovirus receptor 1 (gene XPR1). The record is from RefSeq and is a predicted model, not a curated record. Gene Ontology annotation, biological process: phosphate ion transport; cellular response to phosphate starvation. Gene Ontology annotation, molecular function: inositol hexakisphosphate binding. The transcript is spliced from 15 exons. The coding region runs from base 213 to 2303 and encodes 696 amino acids. Lineage: Eukaryota; Metazoa; Chordata; Mammalia; Chiroptera; Molossidae. Gene Ontology annotation, cellular component: plasma membrane; cytoplasm; Golgi apparatus.
CGGGACGGGGCGGGGCUAUGGAGAGGAGGAGGAAGAUGGCGGGAGGGCGGCUCUGAGGAGACCUCGGCGGCGGCGGAGGAGGAGAGAAGCUCAGCGCCGCGCCGCGCCGGGGCCCAUGUGGGGAGGAGUCGGAAUCGCUGUUGCCGCCGCCGCCGUCGCUGCCGCCGCCUGUAACUGUUGGACCCGAGUGGGAGUGAGGGGGAAACGUCAGGAUGAAGUUUGCCGAGCACCUCUCCGCGCACAUCACUCCUGAGUGGAGGAAGCAAUACAUCCAGUAUGAGGCUUUCAAGGAUAUGCUGUAUUCAGCUCAAGACCAGGCACCUUCUGUGGAAGUUACAGAUGAGGACACAGUAAAGAGGUAUUUUGCCAAGUUUGAAGAAAAAUUUUUCCAAACCUGUGAAAAGGAACUUGCCAAAAUCAACACAUUUUAUUCAGAAAAGCUUGCAGAAGCUCAGCGCAGGUUUGCUACACUUCAGAAUGAGCUUCAGUCAUCACUGGAUGCGCAGAAAGAAAGCACUGGUGUUACUACGCUGCGACAGCGCAGAAAGCCAGUCUUCCACCUGUCCCAUGAGGAACGUGUGCAACAUAGGAAUAUUAAAGACCUUAAACUGGCCUUCAGCGAGUUCUACCUCAGUCUUAUCCUGCUGCAGAACUAUCAGAAUCUGAAUUUUACAGGGUUUCGAAAAAUCCUUAAAAAGCAUGACAAGAUCCUGGAAACAUCUCGUGGAGCAGAUUGGCGAGUAGCUCACGUAGAAGUGGCCCCAUUCUAUACAUGCAAGAAAAUCAAUCAGCUCAUCUCUGAAACAGAGGCUGUAGUGACCAAUGAACUUGAAGAUGGUGACAGACAAAAAGCUAUGAAGCGUUUACGUGUUCCCCCUUUGGGAGCUGCUCAGCCUGCACCAGCAUGGACUACUUUUAGAGUUGGCCUAUUUUGUGGAAUAUUCAUUGUACUGAAUGUUACCCUUGUACUUGCCGCUAUAUUUAAACUUGAAAAAGAUAGAAGUAUAUGGCCCUUGAUAAGAAUCUAUCGGGGUGGCUUUCUUCUGAUUGAAUUCCUUUUUCUACUGGGCAUCAACACGUAUGGUUGGAGACAGGCUGGAGUAAAUCAUGUGCUCAUCUUUGAACUUAAUCCAAGAAGCAAUUUGUCUCAUCAGCAUCUCUUUGAGAUUGCUGGAUUCCUUGGGAUAUUGUGGUGCCUGAGCCUUCUGGCAUGCUUCUUUGCUCCAGUUAGUGUCAUCCCCACAUAUGUGUACCCACUUGCCCUUUAUGGAUUUAUGGCUUUCUUUCUUAUCAACCCCACAAAAACUUUCUAUUAUAAAUCCCGGUUUUGGCUGCUUAAACUGCUGUUUCGAGUAUUUACAGCUCCCUUCCAUAAGGUAGGCUUUGCUGAUUUCUGGCUGGCCGAUCAGCUGAACAGCCUGUCAGUGAUACUGAUGGACCUGGAAUAUAUGAUCUGCUUCUACAGUUUUGAGCUCAAAUGGGAUGAAAGUGAGGGCCUGUUGCCAAAGAAUUCAGAAGAACGAGAAAUUUGCAACAAAUAUUCAUAUGGUGUGCGGGCCAUUGUUCAGUGCAUUCCUGCUUGGCUUCGCUUUAUCCAGUGCCUGCGCCGAUACCGAGACACAAAAAGGGCCUUUCCUCAUUUAGUGAAUGCUGGGAAGUACUCUACGACCUUCUUCAUGGUGACGUUCGCAGCUCUUUACAGCACUCACAAAGAGCAAGAUCAUUCAGAUACCAAGGUAUUCUUUUACCUGUGGGUUGUCUUUUGUGUCAUCAGUUCCUGCUAUACCCUCAUCUGGGAUCUGAAGAUGGAUUGGGGUCUCUUUGAUAAGAAUGCAGGAGAAAACACUUUCCUCCGGGAAGAGAUUGUAUACCCCCAAAAAGCCUAUUACUACUGUGCCAUCAUAGAAGAUGUGAUACUGCGCUUUGCUUGGACUAUCCAAAUCUCAGUUACCUCCACGACUUUGUUGCCUCAUACUGGGGACAUCAUUGCUACUGUCUUGGCUCCCCUUGAGGUUUUCCGGCGAUUUGUGUGGAACUUCUUCCGCCUGGAGAAUGAACAUCUGAACAACUGUGGUGAAUUCCGUGCUGUGCGGGACAUCUCUGUGGCCCCUCUGAAUGCAGAUGAUCAGACACUUCUAGAGCAGAUGAUGGACCAGGAUGAUGGGGUACGAAACCGCCAGAAGAACCGGCCAUGGAAAUACAGCCAGAGCAUAUCUCUACGCAGGCCUCGCCUCGCUUCUCAAUCCAAGAUUCGUGACACUAAGGUAUUGAUAGAAGACACAGACGAUGAAGCUAACACUUGAAUCCUCUGAAGUCCAGAUUAACGUCCUUGGUUUUCCUACUCUACAAUUCUUUCCUCGACCAACGCAACCUCUAGUACCUUUCCAGCCGAAAACAGGAGAAAACACGACGCAUUUCCGAGCUCUUCCAGAUCGGAUCCUAUGGACUCCAAACAAGCUCACUGUGUUUCUUUUCAUUUAUUCUGGUUUAAUUUUUAUUUUCUAUUUUUAAAACAAAUAUUUACUUCAUUUUGCCAAUCAGAGGACAUUUUAAGGAACAAAAACAUAGUAUCAAAUGGAUUGUUUACAAUCACAAGAACACAGAUACCUAUCAGGAUGAAGAACAGGCAUUGCAAGGACCCUCUGAUGGGACGGUACUGAGAUACCUUGGCUUCUGCUCGGCCCGGUUUUGACUGGUUGAAACCGGACAUUGGUUUUUAAAUUUUUUGUCAAUUUAUGUGGAGAAUUUUUUUCUUUCCUUCAUACCCAGCGCAAAAGCACUGGCCGCACUUGCAGGGAAAGUGCAACUUAGAGCAGUACCUUCAUUCAUGAAGCUACUUUUUAAUUUGAUGUAACUUUUCUUAUUUUGGGGAGGGUUACUGGGUGGGUGGGAAAUAUGAUGUAUUUGUUACAUAUAGUUUUCUCAUUAUUUAUGAAACUUAACCAUAAAAGAAUGAUAUAACUCCUGUGCAAUGAAGGUGAUAACAGUGAAAGAAGAUGGGGGAAACUAAUGUUGGACAGCAUUUAGGAGGGUUUAGUCCACAAUACCUCUUUCAUGAGACAACUUGCACCCGUUUGACAGAGUUUUUUCUUUCUUUUUAAUUUUAAGCCAAAGCUUCAUUACUGAUUUUUUAAGUUGCUGCUGCUUUAGAAUUCUGAACAUGUCUCUUAUAUCAAAGCAUCCACACACUUUCACACAACUGGUUGAAAUUUAUUUUAAGAGGUCUGAUACCUUUUUUUUUUCUUUAAGGAACAGAUGUGGAAUACAUUGGCCCAUAUUCCAACCAUAACAACUAAAGUUAUGCCUUAUUAAGCUUCAGCAUGUAGGAUAAUUGAAGUAUAGCCUUUACUAACUCUGAAUUAGAAGACAAAGCUAUGUCAGAGACCCUACACCCUCAUUAGAUAGCUCUUCUUCUGGAGUCUCACUUCCGUUAGCCAGAUUGUGAUCAAAUUAAGUCUGUCUUGGGGAAACCAUGUUUUUGAGAGCAUAGAACAAAUCCUUCCUUGUACUUAGUCCUCUUUCACAUUACACUGAUAAAAUAGACGUUGGCAGCCAUUUCUCCCAGCAGUUUUAAAAGAUGAACAUUGGAUUUCAUGCCCUCCUCUGUUGGAAAACCCACUUUUAAAAUUUUGGGGGUCUAAGCUUCGUCAUACACAAAAAGUAUAUUACUUAGAUAUUUCAGAUUAGAACUGUCUGUUCACAAUGCCCAUUUUUACUUCUUUGUCUAAUUUCUUUUCUACGUUCCUAACCUUAACCCAAAUAAGCCCGAAAACUGUAAGGAAUUUUACUUUCUUGAAUGUGGUUAGCAUUAAAUUUAGCAUUUCAUUAUCUAACAAAAUUAAUAUAAAUACCAGGAAAAGUAAAAUAUGUGUUAAUCCUCCCAUCCCCCCUAGAUCCAGAUGAAGAUUCCAAAUUUGUGAAAUUAAAUUACUUCUGUCAUUUUCAGCUUAAUUUUAGACAAAGGAACAAAUUAGUGGAAGGGCAGCUGUUAUCAUGUACUUAGUCUAAAAAAACAUACGGUUACUGUCCCAUAAUAUACCCCUUCUAUUAUCAGCUCUUUCCCCAUGCAUCACAGUCUUUACUCGUUCCUGUUGUAAUUUCAGUAGAUUAUAUUAAUGUUACCCUGACUGAUAGUUAACUGACAGAUAGGUUUUUUUAAAGGGGUUUCUUCCAUCUUGAUUUUGACAAGCUUCCAAAAUGUUCCCUUUGUGAAUCAAGAUUUUUUUCUUUUGAAAAAAAAUGUUAGAGCUUUUACUGUUUUUUGUGUGUUUUGCCAAGCAUGUAUCUUGUCCCAAAACUAAAGAGGAAAAUUUAAUUACUGAGGUUUUUUUUAGUUUAAAUAAAUUAAAUCAUAAUAAUCAGGGAUAACGAGUUAGUGCUCCAUAAGAGAUUAAAGGUUGCAUUAUUUAUAUUUGGGAUUUUUCCCCCCUAACUAUUGUUUUUGUACUUUAAAACUAUGGGGGAACUAUCACUGGUCUGUCAGGAAAUGGCAGUAAUUAUUACUGAGUUAUAUAGAUAAGUCCAGUGGACCAAUCAUUUCUUGUACAAAUAAAGUUGGUGGUACUGAUGUAUAUUCAGAA